AUGGAAGCUAGGAAAAUUGAAGAAGGACUAGAGUGUAUUAAAGCUGCCGAAAAAAGCAUGAAAACCACUUUGCUGAAGUGGAGACCUGAUUAUGAUGUCGCUGCUGAUGAAUACACAAAAGCAGCAACAUGCUUUCGCUUGGGUAAACACUAUGAGCAAAGCAAAGAUUGUCACCUAAAAGCUGCAGAUUGUCAUAGACAAAAUAGAUCCUUAUUCCAUGCAGCCAGGAGUUUGGAACAAGCAAUACUUAUCUGCAAAGAGAUGGGAGAUAUUCGGAGUGUUGCUGAGUUGGCUGAUAAGGCCUGUACUUGGUAUCAGCAACAAGGUUCACCUGAUGCUGCAGCAGGUGUUCUGGAUAAGGCCGCCAAAAUUAUUGAACAGCAACAGCCAUCUGAAGCUCUGCAGCUUUAUCGACGGGCAGCGGAUGUUGUUUCUAUUGAAGAUAAUGCCAGGCAAGGUGCAGAAUAUGUAAGCAAAACAGCAAGAAUAUUAGUGAAGUUAAAAAUGUACGAUGAGGCAGCAGAUGCUAUUAGGCGAGAAAUAGGACUUCAUCAGCAAUCUGAAAAUAUUCCUGCUAUAGGGCGACUUGCUGUAGCUUUGGUUCUAGUACAGUUAGCUAGAGGAGACACAGUUGCUGCUGAAAAAGCGUUCAAGGAAUGGGGAAAUUGUUGUGAUGCUCCAGAGGUGCAAACUCUUGAAAUGCUACUCCAGGCAUAUGAUGAAGAAGAUCCAGAUUCAGCCAAGAGAGCUUUGAACAGCUCAUUCAUCAAACACAUGGACGUUGAAUAUGCACGCUUGGCUCGAGAUUUAACUUUGCCAGAGCCGACUGUUGUUGGGCCACCUCCAGCAUCAGUGCGCCCUAAUGCUGCUCCUUCAUAUGUCUCUCCCAGGGCCUCCUCUCAGGAGCCACUGCCAAAUGAUAAAUCCUCUUCUCAAAAUCAAGAAGGUGAUGACGAGUUCAGUUUAUGUUAA
Messenger RNA from Nezara viridula (southern green stink bug), 972 nucleotides. NCBI's taxonomy places the organism in Eukaryota, Metazoa, Arthropoda, Insecta, Hemiptera, Pentatomidae. The record is from the annotation of a GenBank genome assembly.